AUGUGGGUCUUCUACCUGAUAUCGCUGCCCCUGACGCUGGGCAUGGUCGUCGUCACGCUGCGCUACUUCGCCGGCCCGGGCGUGCCACGCUACGUCCAAGCCACCGUCGGCUACGCCUGGUUCUGCUCCCUCUUCGUCAUCAUCCCCGUCCCCGCCGACAUCUGGACGAGAUUAACUGGCUUUGAUGAAGGUGGGAUUGAUUUCUUCUGGAGCUGGUCUUAUUGGAGUACAUUUAUCCGAACAUGGGUUGUAGUUCCUACUAUUCAAGGCUAUGAAGAUGUUGGAGAUUUCACUGUUAGGGAAAGGCUAAAAACUAGUAUUCACAUGAACCUGCCCUUUUAUUCAAUUGUGGGAGCUAUGGGCCUCUUUGGACUCAUACUGCUUUUAGUCAUGCAUAGAGCUUGGUAUGGGGGGUCUGGUGGGGUUUUAAUGGCUUGCUCAAAUACCUUUGGACUGGUGACCGGUGCUUUUCUUCUUGGUUUUGGAUUGAGUGAAAUUCCAAGAAACAUCUGGAAAAACGCAGACUCGACUCACCGCCAAAAAGUACUUUCUUAUAGAGUUGCCAAGAUGGCUGUAAAGCUUGAUAAUGCUCAUCAAGAGUAUUCAAAUUCAAUUGUUGUUGCUGAAGCCACUUCAAAUCAAAUGUCAAAGCGUGAUCUCUUAAGACCUUAUAUGGAUAUUAUUGACCGAAUGGUUGCUCAAAUGCUGCAGGAUGAUCCAUCUUUCAAGCCUUCUGGUCGCAGAUUAGGUGAAAAUGCUAUGGACUAUGAUAAAGAUGAUAAAACAAUGGCCAAUCUCCGACGUCAACUUAGGAUGGCUCAUGAGGAGUACUAUCGGUGUAAAAUAUAUGGAGGAGAUGAUGAUGGAGGUGUUUGUGAAUGCCGCAUCAUGGCAGAGAGGAUGGAGAAGGGGCAGCUCGUGAGGUGCAGGGAGGCGCCGGCGGCCGACGGCAGCGCAAGGGGCUCCUCCAGCGCCGACCGGCUAUCAUGGGGGAGCGCCGCCCCUCAGGCCCCUUUCUCCAUGGAUUCUUGGUUCUGUAGAUGA
Molecule: messenger RNA, 1044 nt
Organism: Hordeum vulgare subsp. vulgare (domesticated barley)
Lineage: Eukaryota; Viridiplantae; Streptophyta; Magnoliopsida; Poales; Poaceae
Product: LMBR1 domain-containing protein 2 homolog
Exons: 7
Coding region: 1-1044 (347 amino acids)
Cellular component (GO): membrane
Source: RefSeq, a predicted model, not a curated record